Messenger RNA from Brienomyrus brachyistius, 2075 nucleotides. RefSeq names its product zinc finger protein 239-like. Bases 227 to 1408 code for a protein of 393 amino acids. The transcript is spliced from 4 exons. The record is from RefSeq and is a predicted model, not a curated record. Lineage: Eukaryota; Metazoa; Chordata; Actinopteri; Osteoglossiformes; Mormyridae.
CUGCAAAUCGGGUAGCGAUUGGCUGAGGCGUGCAAACCGUGAAGUUCAGGAUUAAUGUCGAACGAAAUCGACGCGGGAGAAUAGAGAAUCCCGUUUGGUGAAACAUCCUUCCAGUUUCGUACGUUAACGUCACGCACCCAGGGGUGUCCACCCUCCAUUCAGGUGGUCUGCUCAGAGCAGGAGCCCUCCUGUGAGAUCAGAGCCACGUGCCGCAGGCCGGGAGAGAAUGCUGACAUCUUCCAGUAGUAAAACCGUCUGCAGCAUGAACCAGAAACCUGAUGAGAGUGUCAGAGAGGUUAAAAAAGAGGAGCCGGAAUACCUGCUGUCUGCGGGUGUGGGGGCCACGAAGGACAGCCCCCCCGAGAUGCUAAUGGCUGGAGCUGUCAACACAUCCCAGCAUUUCCCAUCUCCUCCUGGCCCUAGUACCUUUCAGCCCAGUACAGACACAUUCAGUACCUUGAAUGAAGCGGGUACAGACACUCCAAAAGCUCAACGGGAAUCCAGGGCUGAAAAGAAUCUCGAUGUAAAGAGAAGUCACAAAGUAUACCAGCAGACUCAGUCAGGAGAGAAGCCUUACCAGUGCUCCCAGUGUGGGAAGAGAUUCAGCAAUUCAGGAAACCUAAAAACACACCAGCGGAUUCACACAGGGGAGAGGCCCUACCAGUGCUCCCAGUGUGUGAAGAGAUUCAGCCAUUUAGGAAACUUAAGAACACACCAGCGGAUUCACACAGGGGAGAGGCCCUACCAGUGCUCCCAGUGUGGGAAGGGCUUCAAUCAAUUAGGAAAUCUAAAGAGACACAAGCAGAUUCAUGCAGGGGAAAAACCCUACCAGUGCUCCCAUUGUGGAAAGAAUUUUAGGGAUUUAUCAUACAUGAAGGUACACCAGCGUACUCACGCAGGGGAGGGGCCUUACCAGUGCUCCCAGUGUGGGAAGAGUUUCAGUCAUUUAGGAACUCUAAGGGAACACCAGCGCACACACACCGGAGAGAAGCCCUACCUGUGCUCCCUGUGUGGGAAGAGAUUCAGCCGUUUAGGAUACCUAAAAUCACACCAGCGGAUUCACACAGGGGAGAAGCCCUACCAGUGCUCCCAUUGUGGGAAGAGCUUCCGUGAAUUAAAGCACCUAAAGAGACACCAACGAAUUCACACAGGGGAGAGACCCUACCAGUGCUCCCAGUGUGGGAAGAGCUUCAUUCAUUUGGGAAGCAUAAAGGCACACCAGCGAUCUCACACAGGGGAGAGGCCCUAUCACUGUUCUGAGUGUGGGAAGAACUUAAGUUCUUUAUCAAGCCUACAAGCACACAUGUGGAUUCACACAGGAGAGAGGCCCUACCAGUGCUCCCAUUGUGGGAAGAGAUUCAGUGCUUUAGAGCAUGUAACAGCACACCAGUGGAUUCACAAAGGGUAGAGCCCCUGCCAGUGUGAGAAGAGCUUCAGGGAAUUAAGACACCUAAAGACACACCAGCGGACUCACUGAGGGGAAAGUGCCGAUGUUUGCAGUGUGGGAAGAAUUUCAGUCGACGAAUUCUAAAGGUCCACCAGCAAAUUCACUCUGGGGAGAAGCCCUACCAGUGCUCCCAGUGUCUAUAUAGUGUAAAUAUAAGGAAUAUCACUAAGUUCUCACAAUGUAUGCAGUUUGCUUUUUCGGUGUUUUCCUGGUGAUGUUUUUCAAGUAUAUUUUCCCUCUUACUUGGUUGAAAUUUAACACCAUGUCCAAGUGAUUUGAUUUUUGGAGGAAAAAUUUAAAGGGUUUUCCUACCCUUUAUGGAAAUCACUGCUGCCAACUGUUCAUAUUGGACAAGUUACAUUUGAGAAAUCUUUUGUUAAACGUAACUGUUUCUAGUUUAAAAAAAAAAAAAAAAAAAUUUAAUUAUUAAUGUUUCAUUCUUUGUCUUUAUAUUUGCUGUACUUAUUCCCUUUUUAAUUACUUUAUAUGGUUUGAGUUGCGCACAUUCUAUGGAAUCAGAUUUGUGCCAAUAAAUGCAAAAAAAAUGACAUCUCAAAAGAUUUAUAACUUACAAACAAAUAACUUGCAAAUGUCAUCUCAAAAAUAAAAUGUAUUACUUGUAAAUAAA